Molecule: messenger RNA, 2032 nt
Organism: Prunus dulcis (almond)
Lineage: Eukaryota; Viridiplantae; Streptophyta; Magnoliopsida; Rosales; Rosaceae
Product: elongation factor Tu, chloroplastic-like
Exons: 1
Coding region: 156-1637 (493 amino acids)
Biological process (GO): mitochondrial translational elongation
Cellular component (GO): mitochondrion
Molecular function (GO): GTP binding; GTPase activity; translation elongation factor activity
Source: RefSeq, a predicted model, not a curated record
AAAUUUAAAACCAAGAAAUAAAAAAUAGUUAUAGUUUACAUACAGGCUAAGCAAGUGGUCCCACUGUGAUCUCCAAAGCCCUUCCCUUCAAAUUCCCACAUUUCUGAGUUGCCUCCUCCGCCCUUUCUUUCGAUCAUCCUCGCCGCCGACAAUCCAUGGCUUCCGCAAUCGGAGCCCCAUUGUCAUCCAAACUCCUUUUCACGCCCUCAGCACCAACUUCAUCCUCACUCUCUCUCUCUACCCACCUUUCUCUCUCUAACCAAAAACCCACCAUCCCCAAAACCCUAGCUUGCUCCAAGCCAAACAAUCAACCCUUCCUCUCCUCCACCUUCCUCACCACCACAAAUGUCUUCACAGUCUUGCGAUCCCCACCAUCGCUCCGCCGGCGCCGAUCCUUCACCAUCCGGAUGGCACGUGGCAAAUUCGAGCGCAAGAAGCCGCACGUGAACAUAGGCACUAUCGGCCACGUUGACCACGGCAAGACGACCCUGACAGCUGCCCUGACCAUGGCCCUAGCCUCCAUGGGCAACAGCGCCCCGAAGAAGUACGACGAGAUCGACGCCGCCCCCGAAGAACGCGCGCGCGGGAUCACCAUCAACACGGCCACCGUCGAGUACGAGACCGAAACCCGCCACUACGCCCACGUGGACUGCCCAGGCCACGCCGACUACGUCAAGAACAUGAUCACCGGCGCCGCCCAGAUGGACGGCGCCAUCCUAGUCUGCUCCGGCGCCGACGGCCCCAUGCCCCAGACUAAAGAGCACGUAUUGUUGGCCAAACAAGUCGGCGUGCCCAAUGUAGUUGUGUUCUUGAACAAGCAGGAUCAGGUCGACGACGACGAGCUGCUUGAGCUGGUGGAGUUGGAGGUCCGAGAGCUUCUGUCGUCGUACGAGUUUCCGGGAGACGAUGUGCCGGUGGUUUCUGGGUCGGCAUUGUUGGCUUUGGAGGCUUUGAUGGCGAACCCUGAGAUCAAGAGAGGGGAGAAUGAGUGGGUGGACAAGAUAUAUGAGCUGAUGGAUGCUGUGGAUAAUUACAUUCCGAUUCCGCAACGGCAGACAGACCUUCCUUUUUUGCUGGCGAUCGAGGACGUGUUUUCGAUAACAGGGCGAGGCACGGUGGCCACGGGGAGGGUGGAGAGGGGUAGAGUGAAAGUUGGGGACCAUGUGGACAUUGUGGGAUUGAGAGAGACUAGGAAUACAACAGUGACUGGGGUUGAGAUGUUUCAGAAAACACUUGAUGAGGCUAUGGCCGGUGACAAUGUGGGGCUUCUGCUGAGGGGUAUUCAGAAGAUUGAUAUCCAAAGGGGAAUGGUGGUGGCCAAGCCGAAAAGCAUCACGCCACAUACCAAGUUUGAGGCCAUUGUGUACGUGUUGAAGAAGGAGGAGGGAGGGAGGCAUUCCCCGUUUUUCCCAGGGUAUAGGCCGCAGUUUUACAUGAGGACGACAGAUGUUACGGGGAAGGUGACCGGGAUAAUGAAUGACAAGGAUGAGGAGUCAAAAAUGGUGAUGCCGGGAGAUCGGGUGAAGAUGGUGGUGGAGCUUAUAAUGCCAGUGGCUUGCGAGCAGGGAAUGAGAUUUGCUAUUAGGGAAGGUGGCAAGACUGUCGGGGCUGGUGUCAUCCAGUCCAUUAUUGAGUGAGUUUCAUAGUGUAAUUAGUUAGGGUGUUUAGUCGGUGUUUAUUUUAUGAUUAAAUCUAUAGAGAACUUAGUUACUUAUGGUGUGGAUUAUAGUUUUGUUGAUAGCUUGAUCGCAUUCAACUUUGCUCUCUUUGUCACUUUCUUGCUUUUAUAAUGGUUUUUGGAGUUGCUGUUGUAGUAGCAGUGUUAACUGUCAAAGUUUUUGCAACAAGAAGUUCAAUACUUAUUGUUAAGUGUUUUGUAAGGAGUUAUUAAGAGAAGUAGAAUAAGGUGAGAAGCAGAGCAAUUUUUGUUGUCAUGUGAAGUUUCUGUAUCUCUUUUGAGUUUUGGCUCUUUGUUGAGUUGAAGGGGAUGAGGAACUGAGAUGGAUAUGAAUGUUAUCGGAUUGAAAGUGAA